Fusarium tjaetaba is the source of this 858-nucleotide messenger RNA. Its product is annotated as DUF636 domain protein. The coding region runs from base 1 to 858 and encodes 285 amino acids. The transcript has a single exon. The record is from RefSeq and is a predicted model, not a curated record. NCBI's taxonomy places the organism in Eukaryota, Fungi, Ascomycota, Sordariomycetes, Hypocreales, Nectriaceae.
AUGACCCGCUACGCGAUCGGGAAGAAGAUCGGAACAUGGAACUUCUGCUCAACGUGUGGUUGCCACAUUGCUUCAUCUGGGCCGCCUGAGAAUGAGUUCUGGACAGUUGCUUCAUCAAUAUUCGUCAACGCUUCAGACUUCUUUGAUGUCCGGAAGCACAUCUUCAGCCACUCGACAAAGGACAGGGGCAUCGCCGGGGCCCUGACACAUACUAGCGGAAAGGAGUUCAUGGACUGGAACCCUCCUGACGGUAGCCCCGAGGCAAAUAUAAUUGAAUCUCACAUGGAAGUUGGGGAUGACGGGGAGGAGCGUCUUCGUGUGGAAUGCGAGUGUAAAGGCAUCUCUUUCACUAUUCCCCGGCCGAGCCAAGAGAUCAAGGAGGACAAAUUCUAUUCGCAAUUCGUUUCGCAUAGAGAUGAUACCAAGUGGCUCGCGACUUUUGACGCAUGUGAUGAUUGUCGGCUUCACAAUGGGACUAACGUUGUGGGAUGGACAUUUAUCCCAUUAUCCAUAUGCGAACCCCGUAUCGAAGACGAUCUACUCAUUGGGAGCGCCAAGACGUUCAAAUCGUCGGACGAUGUGGUGAGAUCCUUCUGCGGUACUUGCGGUGCAACUAUUUUCUUCUCUCACGCAUGUCGAAGGCCGUCUGAGAACCAUCAUGUUGUCGACUUGGCUACGGGUAUCAUCCGAGCGCCCGAAGGUGUCAUGGCAGAGAAAUGGCUCACUUGGCGGGCAAGGUUGGCAUGGGCUGAUAGCGGAAAGAGAUUCGAUAGCGGCUUCACUGAAGCACUACAAGAAGGCAUGAACAAGUGGGUGUUGAAGAGAGAAGGUGUUAUUGAGGACUACAAUAUCGGUUGA